Messenger RNA from Penaeus monodon (black tiger shrimp), 381 nucleotides. Its product is annotated as levansucrase-like. Lineage: Eukaryota; Metazoa; Arthropoda; Malacostraca; Decapoda; Penaeidae. The record is from RefSeq and is a predicted model, not a curated record. The coding region runs from base 1 to 381 and encodes 126 amino acids. The transcript has a single exon.
AUGUACCCGCUACACCCUCUACACCCGCCACACCCGCUACACCCGCCACACCCGCUACACCCGCCACACUCGUACACCCGCCACACCCGCUACACCCGCUACACCCACCACACCCGCUACACCCGCCACACCGCUACACCCGCUACACCCGCCACACCCGCUACACCCGCCACACCCGCUACACCCGCCACACCCGCUACACCCGCUACACCCGCCACACCCGCUACACCCGCCACACCCGCCAACCCGCUACACCCGCUACACCCGCUACACCGCACACCGUACACCCGCCACACCCGCUACACCGCACACCGCCACAGCCACCGCUACACCCGCCACACCCGCUACCGCUACACCCGCCACACCCGCUACCUGAAAUAA